AUGAGCGAUGCAGGGAGCCUCCCUCCACCAACUCUUUUGCCACAAUACGCAAUUAGCGCAAUCACGACCAAUGACCUUGUAUUCCGGAGCACUGGCAUGGGGCUCGAAGACCCUCGGCUACAAGUUCCUGCCACCCUCCAACGGAUGACGAUCCCUCCGAAUUUCAUCGAUGCCUGUCCGCAUCCUGAUGUCGCACGUGUAGUCACUCGUCGCGCAGAAGGUUGCUAUGAGCCAGGAGGACCUAUACCUCGACCCCCAUCGACCCUACCUCCCCCAGGCCAUUCCACGCUAUCAUUUUCCCUGGGACGGUCCCUGGGUGCCGGACGAUCAGGCAUCGUCUUCGAGGUCCUCGAUCCUUGCCUGAGAGACUCAGACUCAGACGCACCUUCCGUUCCUUUGCCACCACUGGUCGCCAAGAUAGGCCGGCAGGAUCGUUGUCAGUCCAUCGUUCGUGAGGGAUGGUUCUACGAGGAGAUGGAGUGUUUGCAAGGAGUGGCGAUUCCGAGGUGUUAUGGUUGCUUCGAGCUGAAGCUUUCCAAGGGGUGUCGUGUUGGUCCCUGGGAGGACCCUAGAUUCGCGACUUUCGAAUCCGAGAGGUCUUGGGACGUUCUCCCCGAGUUUGAGAAGUUCAUUCCCGAGGUCUGUCAUGACGCCGGAUGGUUCCCGCAUCCUAUGUUGCCGAGGCUUGUUAUUGAACGCAAAUCCCUAUACGUACUCUUGAUGGAACGCUGUGGGCAUGAGCUCGAGGACGGCGUGUCGUAUUCAGCAGAAAAGGACGAUAUCUUAUCCGUAUACGAGGAUGUGGCUAACCUCGGCAUCUUCUUAACGGACGACGUACGAUCUAGCAAUAUUUUGUCCGCGCCGCAAUGCCCCCCAGGGAUACCGAGCCUUCCCUCGCCUUUCACCGGUCGCACCCAUAACUGGCGCGUCAUCGAUUUCGGGUUGGCCUUGAAGACGCCAUGGACGAAGGAACUCGUAUUCAAAGAGAGUCGUUCUUGGGUCAAGAUCAUGCUUGACGGGCUUCGUCAUCUUCCACGUUCCAGGCAUACGACAGGUGUCUCGUCCUCUUCUGAUUGAGUUAGCUUCUCGUCGAGGAUACCGUCUGAGGCGUGUGGGUCCGAAUUGGGGUUUGAGUUCAGCAUGUUGAUUCUGCAGUUUCCGUGAUAUAGAAAUUAUGCCUGGUGUUGGAC
Messenger RNA from Stereum hirsutum FP-91666 SS1, 1190 nucleotides. RefSeq lists its product as uncharacterized. The record is from RefSeq and is a predicted model, not a curated record. Bases 1 to 1077 code for a protein of 358 amino acids. Lineage: Eukaryota; Fungi; Basidiomycota; Agaricomycetes; Russulales; Stereaceae. The transcript has 3 exons.